Messenger RNA from Cydia pomonella (codling moth), 6633 nucleotides. RefSeq lists its product as uncharacterized. Lineage: Eukaryota; Metazoa; Arthropoda; Insecta; Lepidoptera; Tortricidae. The coding region runs from base 207 to 3518 and encodes 1103 amino acids. Gene Ontology annotation, cellular component: trans-Golgi network membrane; AP-1 adaptor complex. The transcript has 5 exons. Gene Ontology annotation, molecular function: clathrin binding. The record is from RefSeq and is a predicted model, not a curated record. Gene Ontology annotation, biological process: intracellular transport.
UAAUUCUGUCAGUUCAAUACAAUCGUGAAUCGUCGUAGCGAAAUUUUGUCAAUUAACAACAGCUGGCCUCGUUACUACUAAAUGUGGUUAAUUGUUUCUAGUGCUAUGUAGUGAUUAUCAAAUGAUUAAUGUAUUUACUAAAAUUGAACUCGGUUGCAUGAAGGAUCCGUUGGUACAGUGACACAGCGACGUUAAAAUACAAGACCAUGUCGAUUCCUCCACUUGUUUGCAGUACUCCUCCUCCACCUGACCAGUGUGAAGAUGACAAAGACCCCGAGGAGUUUGAUUUACAAUAUAAUCUGUCUCAAGAGGACGACUAUGACUAUGGUAGUUUUUCUACUUAUAAUCAUUUCCAAUCUGCCAUAUCAGUAAAUAAACCAUUGAGUGAACCUAUACAUAAAAACAAUUCAAAUAAUGGAGACAGCAGUGAAACACUUAAAAAUGCUUGUCACAAUGAGACAUUGAACUGGACAAAUACUAACAUUGAAAACAAAUUAAAUGAUGAUCAGAAACAGGAAAUUGAGGUAAAAUUACAUAAUGACACUGAAAUUGAUAGUAUGAACAGUGAGAACCAAGAUUCAGACCUAAAAACAGAAGACAAUUGUUAUGAAGACACACAGACCAACAAAAAGAUAAACAAUGAGGAAGAACUAAAUAUAGAAGACUUAAAUUUAACAGUUGAAGAAGAAUCUUUGAAUUCAGUUGUCAAAAAUGAACUGUAUGAUAGUAAUGUAGAUAUUGACAAGAGUACAAGCUCUGAUAAAAACAAAUCACCCCACAUUCCAGAUUUAACCAGUAUUAUUACUAGUGAUCUCCAUGAGACUUUACCUUUAGAUGAGAUAACAAGUACCCCUCCAAGCUUAGAUGAUAUUGAUGAUCCUCCCAAUUCAAUAGAUGACCUGAAAAUGGACAAUGAAAAUGUCACUGAUUCUAUAGAUGUUAAAAAUGAAACAGAAACUGGUCCUACCUUAAAUAUGAAUGAUCAGGUGGAAACUGUACAGGUUCCUGAAACAUUUCAAGAAGUAUUAGCAGAAGUGAACAAUGAAACUGAUGAUGAAUUUGGAGAUUUCAAUGACUUCCAUUCUGCAUCUAAUAUCAGACCAUCAACAAUCACAUCUAUUGUAGAUGCUUGUGAAAAUCCAUGGGAAAACAAUCAAACUGAUUCAAUGGACCAUAGUCAAAUGCCUCAAAGUUCCGAUUUUGGGGCAUUUGAAGCUCAUUUUGAAGAUGCAGAAGAAACGGAACCCCCAAUCUUUGAUGAGUUUAAAUCAGAAGCCGCAAGAAGUGCUCCCGAUGGACAAUCAUUAGAGCAAAAUAUUGUAGAAGAUGAUGAUGACUUUGGAGACUUUGAUGAUUUUAAAUCAUCUGUACAGGAAACUAAGGACCACGAGAAUGACAUACAGGAUCCACUGGCAAGGGUAUUAGAUUUCCAAUCAACAGAAAGUGAAAGUCAGUUACUUGAGAACAUAAGUAAGAUAUUGAAUUCUAUAUUUGAAGAGGAAAUACCGGAGCCUGAGACAGAGUUUGAUGGUAAACUUGAAGGGAUGCUGUGUGAAACUUGGGGCCACCUGCUGGAGACUGAUGUGCGGCAGCCAUAUAUAAUCAACUGGAAUAGUUCAAUAGGACAGAAAACUCUUUUGAAGGCUUUAUGUAUAGAUUCAAGAAAUAUUUUAUUUGGUCCAAAGUGGAGCUACAACAUGCCUAAAUAUGCGGCUAACUUGAGUGCUGCCCCACUACAACCCCAGAAGCAAGCUACACUGUCAGGCCAGACCACCUCAGAAGUGACUGAGAAGCAUGUCAAGCCCCCGGGGACCUGGUCAGACCCUUUCACGUCUGAUGGCCAAGAAUUCACCUAUGCCGAAGCCCUACUCCUAGAUUUAGAACACCUAAUGGCCACCCUAGACCAAAUGGCCCACAACCAUUCCACCCUCAAGAUAUCAGAGUUGCUAUCGCACGCUUGCAACAAGGAGACUAAUGUCGCUGCACCAAAGAGGCCUACAGACUUAGACGUAUUCGACACGGAUCUAACAACGAAAUCCGACAAAAUAUACUCCAGCACUCUUGAUGUUCAACCAAUACGUCAGAUAAACCUGCCCGAUACUCACAUCUUCACACCCACUGACUCUGAGACACCUCGAUCAAAAACAAUUCACUACAGCGGACCCUCAUUUUUGUCGCAAUCGCCUAUGGAGACUGAUAAAAACCCCACCGAGGAGAAAUCUGAAGAUCCAGCUGAUGCUAAAGUUUUAGACGACGCAGAUUACUCCGAUUUCCAAGAUUUCAAAGGUUCUUUCCAAGUUGAUGCUUUAGAAGUGAAACCAGCUGCUGGACUAUCCAUGGACGGUGAUGAACCGCCAUCGAAUCCGAACCAGCUCCAACCAAGUCCAUAUUCCAUUGGCUUACUGCAACCUAUCAAAAUAGAACCCAUCAUACCUACAUUAAACUGGCCUUCACCUGGAGAAGUGAAAGAAACUUUUGAUGAUUUUACCGAAUUUGCUUCUACCACCACUUGGAAUAAUGAUGUCCAAGAAACUAAAACUCCCAGUAUAUACUCCGAGAACACUCCUCAAAUAGACAACACUAGUGUCGUGAACGAUAAUAGUAUUAAAAGUAUUGAGCCACCUAGUAAGAUUAACGAUUCGUUUGAAGAUGAUUUUGAUACAUUCCAGUCGGCUCUUCCACCCAAUGUGCCAACUCUGGCAUCACCUGUUAGGAACUUUAGUAAUUUUGCAUCAGCGGACUUCAGUCAAAAUAAGACACAGGUCGUAUCAAAUCAAGAGCCAGAAUUAGAUUUUGUAUUUCAAAAAAUUGAAACUAAGUCUGAUCCCAUAUCAUUUAACAAAUCAAACGAUAUUUUAAAUUAUAGCGAACCUUUUAUGCAUCAGAAUAAUGUAGCAAUAAGUGUGCCGAAAGUGAAAGAAACAGUUGCAAAAACCCCGGCGCCUUCCCUCGCGCCGCCUCUGAGCGCGGUGUUGCAACCGACAAUGAGUUCGUCACAGACUCCACAGAACUCUGCACAAAUUUUGCAACCUCUAUCUUUAGAGAGUUUCUCGCAAAUCAACUGGCCGAAUCCUGGAAUUAACUUACAAGAUCUAUCAAGAUUUAAUCCAGUAGAAACUCUGAAUUCGCUGAAAACUGACUUGAGCGUCAGUGGCAACAGCAAAGGCGCCUCGCCCGUGCACAGUCAAAAGGCGCCAGUACAAAACCAGCCACCCGAAGAUGACAUUUGGGGCGAAUUCGUAUCCAGCAAACCUAAAUCGCAUCAGUCAUUACCAAAGAAAACCACUACGUUCGUCGAUGACGACGAAUGGACCGAUUUUGUGUCGAGCCCUUCGGUAAAACCCCAGAACGGAUUAAACACGAUAAGUUUAAACGUUCACACGAACUUAAGUAUUCAGAAAUCUACGAAACCAACCAAACAGAAUAACCAAGCACUGGAGAUACCAAUGACGCAUUACAUAACACCUAAAUCGAGCAACCAUAGUUCUUAUAACGACAGACACUUUCAAAACUUAUAACGACACAGAAUCAAUUAUCGCUACUUACUUAACUGUACUUAAAUAUUUGUAAAUAGGGUGGUGGUGAUUCAUACAGUAUGAUAUUCCUUUUACCCAGCGCCUGGUUGAAGAAAGGGCGCUAUUCUUGUGAGUAUUUUUUUAUUUAGCUCUUUAUAUUGUUAUUUUAAUUUAAACAGUUGUUUAAAAAAAGCAAGCGCAAACAAAGUAGGCAAGGACGUGACCAAUCAAGCGCAAAGGAGUGUUCUGCUUCAUUGCCUGUUUAGGUCAAAUAUCGUGGCGACGUUUGACCCUUUUUAUUUUAUGUCGGGCUUUUUGGACCCGUGUAACAGAUUGAAAUAAAUAUGCGGGCUUGCGAAAAGUUAUACACCUAAACUUAAUCGUGUGUUGCUCCGUAGAAAACGGGAAUUUAAACCGGUUGGCGCGUAAGUAGUAAUACUUACGUCGUUCGUCAUUACGGUGGUCCAAUACACUUGUGAGAAAAGCGCUAGUCACUUUAAGGUCCAAAUCUAUUCGAAAAAGCACAUACUCGUACAGAUAACUGGAGCUAACACAGUUUCAAUCCAUUAUUAUACUGACAUGGCCAAAUAAAUAGUUAGUUUGGCUUACGUUAUCCUGCAAGCGUCACUUAUUUAGAAGUUGAUUAAUGAUGUGUUAUAUAACUUGAUAUACUUUAUUUAUUUUAUAGUCAUAUGUUCCCGUCCAAUUUGGAAGCGAUAUGAAAUAAUGUUUAUCGCAAAUUAAUAAAAUUGUGAUUAUAUUAAUAUGUACAUACGUGAUUUGUGAAUUUUAGUCUAUUUUAUUAAUUAAGUAGAUUAUAUUUAUUGAUUCUUGUUUAAUUUCAUUGUGCGCAGCAAUAAUUAAAAUACAUUAGUGGCACUUAUUGAUAAUAUUGUAAAUUGGUAGUUAUUCGUUCGUAAAGCAUCACAACACAACAAACGCAUCCAACAAAUAGUUUCCUUAGUAAUAAGUAAAUCCAAAUUUGAGUUGUUGAAUGCCAAUUUAAUGUCUAAUGAGUUUGAGUACCAAUGUUCAUUCAAUGUUUCAAUUUUACACGCUAAAAAAUUACUCUGUAUUGCCCUACAAUCAAAUAUGUAGGUACCUAAUAAAAGCCUUUGACUUAAGUAAUGUAUAAGUUAUACUUUAUGACAUGAAUGGUCAAAGAAAGAACUUCUGACAUGCUAAAUUGAGAUUGCAACUGUACUACUGUCAGGUCUAAAAUGGCAUUCCCUCCUUACCGCGUUAGCGCCCGUUUAGUUGCAGCAGGGGACAGUAUUAUCGCAUUUUUGUCGACGCCGAAUACGUUUAACCCUUUGAACGCUAGAUGAAAGAAUGGCGAAGGAAUAUGGCGUGCCCCGGACCCCAGGACGCCUUACUUGCCCUUAACCUUAGGGUUUCUUUGAGUUUCCAGCUUUCUGUAGGUACUUGAAUUUUUAUAUGAUCUCCUUAACAGUAUUCGAUUUAUGACAAGUUAAUAUUUAUCAACUUAUCUGCGAAAACAAGUUGGUGAAAUGAUCUAUACCUAGUCCGUUUUUCUAAGAUACAAGUACAUACACCAUAGUAAAUGUAUGGCGAACUCGAUCUUAGAAAUUGGACAGGCAUGAAAUCUUGGGCCCAAAGUUAUAAAUAGGUGACAUUGUUGGUCAAAGCACUACAAAGACAUGUUUUGGACUUGGUUUAGCGAUGAGAGCGAAGUUACAAUCUACCCUCUGUGUGUGUCCCUUUCUAUUGCCUUUUUACAGAUUUUAAUGUAGUAUUUUGCAACAGUUACGUUAGUUCAUCGUCAGGCAAUUCAAGAAAUCAUUCUAUUCAUCACGAUGAUUGAUAAUAACUAAAAAAUAUAAAAACCUAUGAACAAGAAUGAGGAUUCAAUAAAAUCUUGAAAUUGUCUACCAGUGCUCGAUAUACUUACCUACCUUAUGUUUGACUUUUAGACGUUCUCCCUGUAUAUUAGUUGGUUCAGAAUUGUUCAGAUAACUCAUGAAUGUAUCAUGACAUUCAUGACUUCUUGACAAAAUCUGAUGUUUUCAUACGAAUUUAAGGCCAAUAUCAAUUGCGUUUAGCAAUUUAUCAGUGUCAGUGUGCGACUGUUUAUGACAUAAUUAGGUACAUACCUAAUAUCAAAAGGAUGUCUAAGUACUCGGGAAUAUGACUACCGUUUAUUGCUGUACAUUAUUCGAGAGAAGAUAUUCAUUAUCUUUCAUUAUAAUAAACUGCAAGAAAACCAAUACCUAAUCUGCAAAGUAGCAGUUUCUGCGUCCAUUCAACGUAAAUUUAGAAAAAAAUAGGGUUAGGUAUGUCUGCUUAAGUACCUACACCUACCUUGCUUACUGUGACGUAAAACAACUAUUUUGAUCGUGUAUUUAUGAAUGCUCUGUUCUCUGCCUGCCUACACUCUCUCCACCAAUUAUAGUUACCUCUCGCGUCGAAUGAUCAUCCCCAUGACAAUUCAUUCAAGUUUCUUUCGGUUGGGCUUAGUGUGAAAAAGAAUUGAAGGAAUAUGUUUUUACCGUAUUUUUAUUAAGUAAAUCUUAAAUAAAUCCAUGCUAAUCUUCCAAAAAUGCCUACAAACAUGUUACGUAACAGCUACUCCAUACAAAAAUGAACCAUAAUUCGACGCGAGCGGUAAGGAGUAGCGCUAGGCUAUAAAUGGCUGCCGGCGGCCUACAUAGCACUGAGAAAGUUAAUUCAUGGCUAAUAGGGAAUAUUCCGCAAAACUCUGCGUAGCGGGCGCCACUAGCACAAACUGUAAACAAACCGCCUUGAUGCAUCAAUGUUAUAUGUAUAUCAUAUAACUAUAUGUAACAAAUAAUCUGUGAAAACGUGUCAAAAAACUGUUUAAGGCAUAGUAUAUACAUAUAAGUUACUCUAUGGUUUCAGGUUUGUGUUAGUGCUAACCUCUGGCGGCAGAGCAUUGAAUUAUACUCCGUAUUCCUAAGGUUGUUUGCUAUUUGUAUUGUUGUAUUUUCAUUGCACUUAUUUUUCUAUCGAGUGCAUGUUUUUAUGUAUAUAAUGAGAAACUAACACCAGACAGCAAUGUUUAGUUUUGUUACUAUGUAUAAUGAUCUAAUAUUGUUAAAAUGUAAAUAUGUAUUGUUAAUAGAAGAGAUAAACCUUA